Molecule: messenger RNA, 2160 nt
Organism: Gaeumannomyces tritici R3-111a-1
Lineage: Eukaryota; Fungi; Ascomycota; Sordariomycetes; Magnaporthales; Magnaporthaceae
Product: cysteine synthase 2
Exons: 1
Coding region: 252-1649 (465 amino acids)
Cellular component (GO): cytoplasm
Molecular function (GO): cysteine synthase activity
Source: RefSeq, a predicted model, not a curated record
GACGGAUCAUGGAUCCACCCCCUCCUUUGAUACCCUAGGCUUUUGUUGUGUCCGAUUCGCCCUAUUGAUUAACACAGAACUCGUCCAUGGUUACAUCCAACUUCCCGUCCUUGAUGAGCCUGACCUUUUACAUCACAUAUCCGCAGGCUCUAAAUAGUAUAUCUACUCAUGGGUCCCAUUAUCUAAGGGCCUAGGUGAAGGAACGGAAAGGGAAGGGAAGGGAAGGACCUGAAACAGCGGCAUCUAACAAAAUGUCUCUAUUGGACCAUCCCAAAGCCUAUGGCACUGCGGCAGUGGCGGCUGCCUUCAUGGCCGGCGUGGUGGUCACGCUGGGCUUCAAAGACCUCUACCCAGACCUGGAGAGGCGGUACAGGGGCGGAAGCAAGUCCAGGGCCGACGACCCGCGCCGGCGAAGCCUAUUCGGCCAGCUGGGGCUCGGCCCCAUGCGGCUGCAGGACCGCGACGCGCCCGGCGGCCCCGCCGUCGCAGGCUCAGGGGCGCUGGGCACUGACGUCAGAGACGGCAUCGAGCAGUGCAUUGGGGGCACGCCCCUGGUCAAGCUCCGCAGCCUGUCCGAGGCCACGGGGUGCACCAUCCUGGCCAAGGCCGAGUUCCUCAACGGCGCCGGCGGCAGCCCAAAGGACCGCGUGGCCCUGAGCAUGAUCCUCGACGCCGAGGAGCGUGGCCUGCUCGUCCCGGGCCGCGGCGACACCAUAUACGAGGGGACCGUCGGCAGCACCGGCAUCUCCCUCGCCAUCCUGGCCCGCGCCAGGGGCUACCGCGCCCACAUAUGCAUGCCCGACGACCAGAGCCACGAGAAGUCGGACCUGCUGCUGCACCUCGGUGCGACGGUCGAGCGCGUCCCCGUCGCCCCCAUCGCCGAUAAGCGCCAUUUUGUGAACCUGGCCAAAGCGCGCGCUGAGAGCCAUACCGCCGCGGCCGCGCCCGGCGGCAGCGUCGGCUUCUACGCCGGCCAGUUCGAGUCGCCGGCCAACUACAGGGCCCACAUGGCCACGACCGGGCCCGAGAUCGUCCAACAGACGGGCGGUCGGAUCGACGCCUUCGUCGCCGGCGCCGGGACCGGCGGCACCAUAUCGGGCGUGGCGCUGCACCUCAAGGAGGAGGCCGGGCUCUCCGCCACCCACAUCGUGCUGGCGGACCCGCAGGGCAGCGGCCUGUACAACAAGGUCAAGCACGGCGUCAUGUACUCGUCCUCGGAGCGCGAGGGGACGCGCCGGCGGCAGCAGGUCGACACCAUCGUCGAGGGCGUCGGGCUCAAGUGGCUCACGUCAAACUUCGAGGCCGGCCGCGAGCUGAUCGACGACGCCGUGCGCGUGACCGACGAGCAGGCCUGCGUCAUGGCCCGCUGGCUGGUGGAGCACGACGGCAUCUUCGUCGGCAGCAGUAGCGCCGUCAACUGCGUGGCGGCCGUCAUGACCGCCCGCAAGCUCCCUCGCGGAAGUCAGGUUGUGACGGUCCUGUGCGACUCGGGCUCCCGCCAUCUUAGUCGCUUCUAUAAGCAAAUCACGUCCGUGGGGCUUGAAGAGCCGCACCGCCUCGAUAGGACCGCUGACCUCUUUGCCCUUUUGGAGAAGCCGCGCGCGGUAGGGUCAUCAAGUGGACAAUCUGAGAACGGGGCAGCCCCAUGAGCGACGAUCCAACAGGAUAGUCUCUGGUUACCGCCUAGCUUCCCUGUGACAUGCUGAGAGUCUAGGCGACGGGCUUGUAUCCCAUUGCCAAUUCUCGCUCGGUGCACAAGACCAGUCCGGUCCAUCCAUCGCGGCCAUUACAUGGCCAGUAUCCUGCCUAAAAAGUGCCUCUGGCGCUGCAAGGUCAGAGCAUUUUGCCUUGCUAUUCAUGCGAGAAAGCGGGCCUGGAAAAUGCACAAGUCAGAUCCAGUGCCAGAGAUCGCGCGGCCAGGGAUAAUCAAAAUAAAGAUAAAGAAUAAACACCUUGCCAAUCCGCUCAACUCCAGCCCGGUCCCAGUUGGCCUACCCGUUGCGGUGACUCAACGGCGAUAGAAAAUAGAAAGUGAAACGUCUGGAUAUGAGAAAGAAAGGGUGGAAAGAGGGAAAGGGAGGAUACGAAAUUCCAAAAUUCAGAUAUAGGUACGGAAAUGAUGCUUGCCACGCUCUAGCUAGCAUCUGCCCUAACACACGC